Baudoinia panamericana UAMH 10762 is the source of this 420-nucleotide messenger RNA. RefSeq lists its product as uncharacterized. Gene Ontology annotation, cellular component: cytoplasm; cytoplasmic dynein complex. Gene Ontology annotation, molecular function: dynein intermediate chain binding. Gene Ontology annotation, biological process: microtubule-based movement. Lineage: Eukaryota; Fungi; Ascomycota; Dothideomycetes; Mycosphaerellales; Teratosphaeriaceae. The transcript has 2 exons. The record is from RefSeq and is a predicted model, not a curated record. The annotation marks the transcript as partial.
CCCAUACCAGCAACCCGCCUCAAACAGAUCUGCAACGACGCCUGCCACUUUGCCCUCUCGACCGCCACCACCUACGACCACGCUCAAACAGCCACUUGGAACGCCAGCAUCAUCAAUACCAUCCUCAAGGCCCUCAUCUCCGAAUCCUCCACCGCAACCGUCGAAGAAAGCGCAACACCGCCCAAGUACAAAUUCUGUGUCAACAGUACCAUCAUCCAACACCUCUCCGACCCACGACCAGCGGGGACGUCUGAGGGAGGCACGCAGACGGGCGACGAGACAGUAGGGCGGAGGGGAAUGCAUAGCGCGAGUGGUGCGUAUUGGAACAAUGAACGGGACGGUAUGUGGAGUCAUAAGUACGAAGGUGGUGAGGAGAAGGGCAUGGAUAUUGUAGUCAGCGUUAUGUGGAUUGCUGUGUAG